Phyllopteryx taeniolatus (common seadragon) is the source of this 4742-nucleotide messenger RNA. The coding region runs from base 239 to 1288 and encodes 349 amino acids. The record is from RefSeq and is a predicted model, not a curated record. NCBI's taxonomy places the organism in Eukaryota, Metazoa, Chordata, Actinopteri, Syngnathiformes, Syngnathidae. Gene Ontology annotation, biological process: cell surface receptor signaling pathway; adenylate cyclase-activating G protein-coupled receptor signaling pathway. Gene Ontology annotation, cellular component: plasma membrane. Gene Ontology annotation, molecular function: G protein-coupled receptor activity; cAMP binding. The transcript is spliced from 13 exons.
ACAGGCUCUGCGUGCUUCUGCACUAGUUGUAAGAAACCCCGAACUACGUGUGCGGUAACAGACAUGCAUGAUUUCAAACAUGCAUUUUUAGUCUUUUCGUCCUUUCGCGCGUGCCGUAGACCAGGAAGUAGCGUGCGAUGCACAACCAAAAACUCAAACAAAUCCAGGCUGAUUUUGUUGUUGUUGUUUUUUUUUUUUUUUUUUUUUUUUUGGGGUCCAUAAAGACAAGCGAGGCGGAAUGGACAACCCCAAUAUAAAGUCCUCUGUCAACGACUCCCGCUGUGUAUUUUUUAACACGCAUUCAGAGGACUAUCGCUGCGUGGUGAUAUUAACAGUGAAAAGAGCCACGGGAACAUUCUCAUUGGUGGGAUGCAUGUUCAUGCUCUUUGUGAUUUGGCUGCUUCGCCGCUACCACUCGUUGGCGCAGAAGAUGAUUCUCAGCCUGUCUGUUGCCGCCUUCUUUGACAGCCUAGCGUAUGUCAUGGGUGAAUCCCACCCUGAGGGAUCGCUCUGUGACUUCCAAGCCUGGUGGCUAACAUACUUUGACUGGAGCGCCUUGGCCUGGGUUUGCCUCAUCACGCUGAACCUGUACUUGAACCUGGUCAGGGAGAUGAGCACUCACACGUACGAAACGUUCUACCAUCUGAUAGCGUGGGGGUUGCCCCUGCUCAUGUCCUCCUUGCCGCUGCUCAAAGGGUACUACGGCCCAGCAGGAGCCUGGUGCUGGAUCACAGACGAUCACGUAGCCUGGAGAUUUGGGAUAUGGUAUGUGCCUCUGUUCACACUCAUCCUGCUGAUGAUCUGCUGCUACGCCAGGAUCAUCUGCGUGGCCAAUAACCGGAUGCAGUCGUGGCUGGGAACAUUCAACCCGGAGCGAGAGAGACGAAAGGUUUCGCUGGCCGAGGAGAUCAAGCCGCUCAAGUGGUAUCCGUCUGUUUACCUGCUGGUGUCCAUCUUCCCGCUCAUCAACAGGCUCCAUAACGCCCUCUACCCGCUGGCUCCGUCCUUCUCCCUCACCCUGUUGCACGUGCUCUCCGCGCCGCUGCACGGCUUGGCCAACGCCUUCGUCUUCGGGCUGGAUCGGGAAUGGCGGAGCCUGCUGAGUCCCACCGGUAUGCGGCUCGCUCUGCAGUCGCGGCUGUGCGACGGGACGCGGAUCGGCGAGUACCACGCCGGGACCGUGCGCUACACCCAAGCCGACUUGGCCGACCUGAGCGACGACGACGACGACGACGACGACACGCUCUUCUACGCUCCUAACAUGACCCUGAAAGAGCGAGGGCCCUGAGGGAGACAAAGACGGCGAGGACGGGCGGGAGGAGGACGCGGCUUCCUGACAAAGAGAAAUGCGCUGGAUUAGAAAGCGAGCGGGAGGCAAAGGAGGUUGGCAGGGAAUGGAAGGCAAGAUUGGGGGGAAAGUCAGGCAGAUAGAAGCCGGAGAUGAGCUGUCAGGUUCCAUUAUUAAUCCCCAUCCUUUACUAUUUAAUAUCCUAAAGACGCGCGCGCGCACACACAUACUGAGCAGAGCCGCCUGCAAUACCACAAGCUCGGGACAAAAAAAAAAAAAAAAAAAGGAUCCUUGCAUUGCGGUGUUAAAAAGGCUUCCGCUGCAUCCCUGAGGUCUUAAAACAUUCCUCAUCACUGCCCCCAGGACUCCCUCGAUCCGCACUUUUGGCACAGCACCAAGAUGGAGGGGGGAGGGGGGAACGCUGAAAGGCAAUCAUAACAAGUCGCAAUUACCUUUUCACCUCUCUGCAGGAGACGAGGUGGAAAAGCAGGCCUUUUUCAAGCGGCGGCGCGUGCCGCUCGCUGGCGCUCGCAUAAUUGCCGUAUUCUGCAGCACCACCACUUCCCUCGCUUAUUUAUACACGAGCCGCCGCUCAGCGGGAAGCCAACAUUCGCCUUUCCUGCCUUGGGCAGGAUUUGUUUCUGCCUUCUGACACCCAAAACACGCAUGUCCAUUCAUCAUUAGUUUUUUUUUGAAUGCGAUAUUGUUUUGUAGCUACAGAUGAGCAUUGGACUCAAAUUCUCGUUUCUAAAAGAACGGGGAAAAACUUACCGAACAAUUAGUCGAUUUUGGGGAGCAUCGCUGAAUGCGCUGAACUCUGCUUGAGAGGGAAUAAGCAGCGCCUCCGCUGGUUGCGGCCAAGUAGCGCACUUCAUUUUCUCAAGCGGAGUAAAGAAAGGGGGGAGGGGGGGAAAAAAAACACCCCGCACCACAGGAGAUGUCCCCCAAUCAGCCCUUUGCUAGAUUGUCUCCCACGUGGGUGGCGGAAAUGCUCCAAUUCAUCCCAAUUGUCAGUUUGCGUGUUCCCCACUGUAGCAACAAGCGCUCGAUUGUUAGCGGAACGGCGGCUAACGUUUCCACGAGGCUUCUAAUUUCGACGAAGCCUCGUGCCGACGCUGGAUAUUGACAUCAGCGUAAUUCAAAGGAUAAUGGCGAAUUUAGCCAGCAGCGCGCUUCUGUCAGACUCGGCUCGACCAAAUUGGACCUUUAUUGACGACGAUUGGCGGAAAACAGGACGGUCGUUAGCCGAGCUUGUCAGCAGAUCCCGAUGAACAUCCGGACAUUACGACACAGAAAAGACUUCAUCAAGUGGGCGUGUGUGUUUUUCCCCUUUUGUUUACUUGAACACAUAAAAAUGGUUCGAUGUCCACUGAUGCUCCAAAUGUCUUUUUUUUUUGUUUUUUUUUUUUCCCAUCCCAAAACCGACUACAAAAAAGACUUUUGUUUCCAUCUGCCCUGCAAUGGCUCAGAACACAAGCCACAGUUUCAUUCGUAUCACAUUCCUCUUUGGCGUAUGUGUGACACUUGUUGGGAUCUCAAAGUGCUCCAAAAAUCCUGCUGCUUCUUUCAAUUUUGACAUGAAAUUAUGUAAAAUGAUGUAGAUUCAUUGCCAUUGAGGAGACAGUUAAGAGUUUUCGGAAUGCAAGCUGAUUGUUUCGUUGAACGUUUUUCGAUGGCACGUAUACAUUUGCAGUAUCGGGAAAAGCCACAAGGAAGUCUGACAUUGGUUUCAUCCAUUUGACGCAGCUGUUUGUUUAUGAGUCAUUUGGGCUACACCGCUUGAAGCCAAUUUCACUCAGCAAAAUCAAAUCAAAAAGUCAAGUCUGUUAUGAGAAGAAGCACCCAAACGUCGGCCAUUCCGGUCGGAUUUGAGGCCUUUUAGUGUCAUUUGGACUAUUUCCGUGGGCGCUUCAAAAAUGGACUCAUCCUGGAGAUUUUGGCCCCUUGCUACCAAAUUCAUUCAUCGUCAUUUUUAGGACGAUGGUUAACUACGGUUUAUUGCGAACCAUUUUAGUGUUCGUCAUUGCGUGUGGGCGGAGCAAGCAGCCACGUUUAAUGACUCGCCGCAAAACACAAAAUUCAAAUCAUUCCCCCCAACCCCUAAAGCAGGUUUUUCACUUAAGAUGAUGAAGUUCGCUCGUCGCGUCUAUCGUGAGUCGACCCUCCCAAAAAGUCUCACGAACCGAUGCCCCAAAACACACGGGAAGUCCGCCAUUUCGAUUUGAAGUGGCCAUUCGAGGCGCAUUUCCAAUUUUCCAAGGCUCCUUAAAUCAUUUCUUCAAAAAUGUUGUUUUGUAUGUUUUAUAUAAAAACUUGACUGCUCUUUGUUGAACUGUAUUUAUAACAAUGUCGUAUCAUCAAAUGGACAUUCUAUUUUUGUAUGUGCCUGCGAAGAAAACGGUCCGCGUGCUGCUCGGCCUUACGAACGACUAAAAAAGACCACAAACAGCCUGUUUUUUUUUUUCCGCCUGUGUGUCCGCCGGUGUCCAGAGGAAAAGGUAAAUGACGGCACGUGGCGAGCGCUGCCUAGCAACAGCCUCUGCUAGUCCAUCAUCUCACGGGCCGUGUCAGCGACGGCCAGCUGUGAUUGGCGGCAUAAUCAUUUAAAUUUGGCCUCCAUUUUGUUGUUGUUGUUUUUUUUGGGGGGGGGAGACGGCGUGAAGUGAGCGCUGUCACUCGCCUCUUCCUGACCAGUUGAACUCAUGACCCGACACUUGACCCCUUUUCACCCCCUCGAGCUGUUGAACUUUCCCGCCGGGUGUCAGUGACACCGCCGCGCGACUGAGUUUGCACUUUAACGCAGUGUGGCCACCAUCUUAGACCAACACAAACACACACUGACUCACAUCCUCUCUUUUUUUUUUUGUGAGGGGGGGGUGGGGGUGGGGGGGGCCGUCGCUGGCUUGACUUGACUUGCACUCCAUCAAACGAGCAGCAGAGACGUUUCAUAACAAAGCUGCGCCUCGGUGUGUUUAUUUCAUUUGCACGCCGCCAUCCCUCAACGCCGUCAGCUUUGCAAAGUGUGCCAACGAAAAUUGAAUAUAUUUUAUAUUGCGAGCACACCGGUACCUUGACUUCAGGAUUUUAGUCACUUUCAAUUUCCCAAAUCCAAAUGAAUUGAAAUGCCACUAACCUGUUCCAGUGCCCCAAUUUUUGUAUUUAUUUUUUUUUGGGUGGUGCUUUAUUAUUAAUCAAACAAAAUAGCACUGGAUUGAAAGUAUAAUUGAGCCGAAAGUCACAUGCACGCACACACACUGAAGUAUUUGUUUGUUGACGUGUGCCUUUAAGGGGUGUGGCCUAGUGAGUGAUGGCAGGAUCUCUGACUCCACCUCCAGUUGGCCGUCGACCACACGGUUUUGUUCAGUGUUAGCAUCUUUUCCAUGCUCCUUGCGAGCGUUUUCAUUUUUGAUUUGUGUUUGACUGUUUGUCCCUUUCAAUAAAAUGCUAAAAGUGA